Zingiber officinale is the source of this 754-nucleotide messenger RNA. RefSeq lists its product as uncharacterized. The record is from RefSeq and is a predicted model, not a curated record. NCBI's taxonomy places the organism in Eukaryota, Viridiplantae, Streptophyta, Magnoliopsida, Zingiberales, Zingiberaceae. The coding region runs from base 40 to 558 and encodes 172 amino acids. The transcript has a single exon.
GCCUGUGUUUAAAUUUUGAGCCACCGGCCGUCGGUGGGAAUGAGAUCGUCCAGUGCAAGCAUGGAAGAGAUGUUAACGUCAUCGAGUGAUCAUCCCCGGUCGACGAAAUGGUCACCGCAGGGCAGCCUCGCUCGCUUUCUGGCCGCCGCCGUCCUCGUCUUCCUCGUUUUCCACUCCGCCGGCAUCGCCUACCGCGCGCGCCACGACCCGUCGGAGCUAGCCUUCAUCGUGUUCGCCUACUCGGACUUGGCGUUGCUAUUCGCCUGCCUCAAGAGGUUCGAGAGAAUGGGCCCCGACGGCGCGCCGGAAGCCAGGGAGCGGCUGAAGGCGGCUGUCUGGGCCUCGUCGGCGGCGCUGAACCUCGCGUUCGCCUGGCGAGUGGCGAGGGUGAUGCCCACGGUGCUAGCGGUGGCUGUCUGGAUGAUGGCUAUGAUUGUCGUCAUCGGAGGGUUCUACGGGCUGUUUAUAAGCCCAGCUGACGCCGGCGGCAAGGUGGACUGCAGCCGUGGGUACUCUACGGUCGAGAACAGAGAGCUGGAACCUGAGGAGAAGACCUAAGCUUAGUUGACUUCCGUCACCGUAUCCUAAAUAAAAUUAUGCGGACUAAAUUGGCUGAAGCAAAUAUCGAACUGUCCGUGAUAUGUAUAUACAUAUAUUUGUCUGCGUUUGAGCGAGUUGUGUGUGUGUGAAAAUCGUCCGUGGACAAAUUUAUAUGCGUGAAUAUUAUGUGCCGAUAUAUUUUUCUGUUUUUUUA